Molecule: messenger RNA, 5949 nt
Organism: Heterocephalus glaber (naked mole-rat)
Lineage: Eukaryota; Metazoa; Chordata; Mammalia; Rodentia; Bathyergidae
Source: RefSeq, a predicted model, not a curated record
ACGUGGAGCCAAUAGGAGGCAGCGAUCCAUCAGUUUGGAUUGGAGGCCCCUGGAGGAGAAGUAGAGGAAAAACCACCGAAUUGAGCUCUGUCAGAGGCGCUUUCGGCUUCCAAGGGGAAGUGCUGGGCGAUAAUUAAUGUUUUUAUUAAAUUUGGAGGGAAUUUUUUGCAGCCGUUCGCCUAGCGUGGCCUUCAGUCCCGUUAGGUGCAAAGCAAGUCUCCUUGAUCGCCAUUGCUAGUUUUGCACACGUUUGCGAAUCAGAGCUGUCCGGGGUACACCGACGCGCAGGGAAACAUCGAGAGUGUAAAUAAAUACAGCGCAUCCGGUUCGGAUUUUUGCUACUGCCGAAAAUAUGUAAAUUGUGAACUCUCUUGGCUCUCUUAGGAUCCAGGUUGAUAGAAGUCCAGAUCCCGAGGAAAUCUCCAGAUAAAUGCUCAAAAUAUAAAACACUGAGCUAAUAUUUGCGAAGAGCAGCAGAAUGGAUGGAUUUUAUGACCAGCAAGUGCCUUACAUGGUCACCAAUAGUCAGCGUGGGAGAAAUUGUAACGAGAAACCAACAAAUGUCAGGAAAAGAAAAUUCAUUAACAGAGAUCUGGCUCAUGAUUCAGAAGAACUCUUUCAAGAUCUAAGUCAAUUGCAGGAAACAUGGCUUGCAGAAGCUCAGGUACCUGACAAUGAUGAGCAGUUUGUACCAGACUAUCAGGCUGAAAGUUUGGCUUUUCAUGGCCUACCACUGAAAAUCAAGAAAGAACCCCACAGUCCAUGCUCCGAACUCGGCUCUGCCUGCAGUCAAGAACAGCCCUUUAAAUUCAGCUAUGGAGAAAAGUGCCUGUACAAUGUCAGUGCCUAUGAUCAGAAGCCACCAGUGGGAAUGAGGCCCUCCAACCCCCCCACGCCGUCCAGCACACCGGUGUCCCCCCUCCACCAUGCGUCUCCAAACUCCACUCACACUCCGAAGCCUGACCGGGUCUUCCCCGCUCACCUCCCUCCAGAUAACAGCUACCCCAUGGACCACAGAUUUCGCCGCCAGCUCUCUGAACCCUGCAAUUCCUUUCCUCCUUUGCCCACAAUGCCAAGGGAAGGACGUCCUAUGUACCAACGCCAGAUGUCUGAGCCAAACAUCCCCUUCCCGCCGCAAGGCUUUAAGCAGGAGUACCACGACCCAGUAUAUGAACACAGCACCAUGGUUGGCGGUGCGGCCAGCCAAAGCUUCCCCCCACCUCUGAUGAUAAAACAGGAACCCAGAGAUUUUGCAUAUGAUUCAGAGAUUGAAUCCAAGACCUUGCACUUGAUAGAAGUGCCUAGCUGCCACUCCAUUUAUAUGAGGCAAGAAGGCUUCCUGACUCAUCCCAGCAGAUCAGAAGGCUGUAUGUUUGAAAAAGGCCCCAGGCAGUUUUAUGAUGACACUUGUGUUGUCCCAGAGAAAUUCGAUGGGGACAUCAAACAAGAGCCAGGAAUGUACCGGGAAGGACCCACAUAUCAGAGGCGAGGCUCACUUCAGCUUUGGCAGUUUUUGGUAGCUCUUCUGGAUGACCCUUCAAAUUCUCAUUUUAUCGCCUGGACUGGUCGAGGCAUGGAAUUUAAACUGAUUGAGCCUGAAGAGGUGGCCCGGCGUUGGGGCAUUCAGAAAAACAGGCCAGCUAUGAACUACGAUAAACUUAGCCGUUCACUCCGCUAUUAUUAUGAGAAGGGAAUCAUGCAAAAGGUGGCUGGAGAGAGAUAUGUCUACAAGUUUGUGUGUGAUCCGGAAGCCCUUUUCUCCAUGGCCUUUCCGGAUAAUCAGCGCCCGCUGCUGAAAACAGACAUGGAGCGCCACAUCAACGAGGAGGACACGGUGCCUCUGUCUCACUUUGACGAGAGCAUGACCUACAUGCCCGAAGGGGGCUGUUGCAACCCCCACCCCUACAACGAAGGCUAUGUGUACUGACACGAGUGACUGUCAUGCAGGGCGUCCUUGGCCUCGCCUCUUUCUGCAAGAUGCGGAGAAUCGUCGAGUUCUCUUCAAUCUUUGUUUUAUUUUUGUUGUUUGUAUUUUAUUUUUAAAUAAUAAUACAAAAAGGGGCUUUUCCUGUUGCAUUAUUCUAUGGUCUGCCAUGGAUUGCGCACUUUAUUUGAGGGUGGGUGGGAGUAAUCUCAACAUUUAUUCUGUGUAACAGAAAGAUAAAGGGUGAAUGGGCAGAGGGAUUUGGGGAUUACUUUUUUCUUAGGCUUGGGAUAGGGUCCUACAGGUUUUAGGUAUGAUGAAGUUAUAUCAUGUCUGAUUUCAUAAUAACAAGAUAAUCUUCAUUUUCUCUGGGUAACUAGGGUACAGUUGAUUUCACAUUGUGUAAAUAUCCACUUGGAGACUAUUUGCCUUGGGCAUUUACCCCCAUCUUUCCUCUGUCUCUGCAGGCGUACAAAAACAUCUACUAUAAAUCGCAGUUUAAUUGUUAGAAAGAACUGUUUUUGCACUUCUUGUAAAAAAGGUAUUUAGCAAUCGAUUACAUUUGCCAUAGUUUUGUUUUGCUUUACACAUAACUCACAGAGAAUGACCAUAAAAAUGGGCGAUUCUCUCGGAAGCUGAGUAAUUACCAUUACUGUAUAUGAGGGGCACAAUUUUGGACUCUGGCUCCAAACUGAGUCACAGGCCAGUAGCAUUACAAGUAUUUGGUGCCACCUUGCUGUUUAAAUAAAAAUCAUACUGUCUUUUAAAUAUUUUGAAGCCCAUUUUCAUUAAUAACGUUAUGGUCCUUUGGAAUCUUCAUUUAAAUGUUAAAUCUGGAAUCACAAUGAAGCAAAACGUAUCUGUCUUUUUUCACUUCCUUCAGUACAUAAAUACAUUGUUUAAUCAGUAAGAAUUAACUGUACUAAAUCACAUAUUAUGCUGUUCUAGUUUCAGCAAGCACUCUUUAAGAAAAAUAUCCACUGCAUUAAAUAGGUACUAUAGUAAUUUUUAGACAUGGUACCCACUGAUAUGCAUUUAAAUGUUUUACUGCUGUGUUAUGUUGAUAACAUAUAUAAAUAUUAGAUAAUGCUAAUGCUUCUGCUGCUGUCUUUUCUGUAAUAUUCUCUUUCAUGCUGAAUUUACUAUGACCAUUUAUAAGCAAUGCAGUUAACUACAGAUAGCAUUUCAGGACAAAAUAGAUGAUUCACACCAUUUAUUGCUUAAAAAAUAGCUUACGCCAUGCUAUGCUAUAAGCAGCUUUUAUGCACAUUGACAAAUGAAGAGUAAGCUUCAGCUUGCUAAGGGAAGCUGUGGAAACUUUUGUAACUUUUGGUGAAAUGGAAAAUGACCUAGAAACUGUCAAAGAAUAAGAACAUGAGGAAGUUGCUGUAUGACAUAGUGCUGGCACUGAUAUUAUCCGUCAUCUCAUUUUGGACACUCCUGUAAAUGUGACCAGAUUGUUUGAGAGAAGACUUAAAGAUUUCAAGAUUCUAAGUUUUUGUGUUUGUUUGUUUUACAUUUGGCGGAAGUAUAGAAAGCAGUACACCAUACACUCUGAAAAAAAUAAGUAAAUAGUGUUAUAGUAUCACUGAAUAGCUUGUUAAAAGAUUCAAGAAAGGAAUAUGAAUUUUUUCAACGCAUGAAUAUACUAGAGGAAUGAAAGUCUAGCAAAAUGUUAAAAACUUAAUCACAAAGCCAAACUAAGCUUAUGAAGGCAUUUUGUGAUGAGCACAGGAAGGACUCAUUAAAAACUAUCCCCAGCCACCUGUUUCCUAACACUACACUGUUCACAGAGAUUUCUCUUAAGUUGAACAGUUAUUGAAAUAUUAAAAUCAAUACUAUUCACAUUAAUUCCUACAAAAUUUGUAAUUUCAACAUAUGUAUGUAACCUGUGAUUUCAAUGAUUGUUCUAUGUCCACAUCGUAUGUCAUUUGGCCCUUUAUGGGCUAAUAAAGUAUGCCUUAAAAAUCAGAACCUUACCCUCCUCCCACUGCGCUCAUGUGGCCAUUUCCAGCACUUAGAAUAAAAACAGAUUUAAAAAUAUUCAGUGAAAGUUUUAUUGGAAAGAGAGCUGAGAUAUAUGAUUGAGAUAUUUGGUGAAAUUGAAGGAGAAAUUUUAAGUGAGUUUUUAAAGAUGUUCUAAAUAACAAUCGUAUUAAGGAUUCUUUGUUUUUUAUUUCUUUUUAAUACUCUUAGAUCUAGUCUCAGUGAGGAAGAAUUGGACAAUGAGUUAUCUUAAAGUAUCAAUGAAAUUAAUGGUAUUAAUUAUAUGAUAUUUAAGGACAAACUAUAUAUAUAUAUUACUGUUUAAGGUAGUGACUCACUGAACUAAAUUAAACAAUUGACCAACUUUAAGUAUAUUUCCAAUUACAUAUUGGAGAGUUCAAAAUACUGCAUUUUAAACUCUUUUGGGAAAUGUACCUAAGAUUUUUUAAGUUCUAUUUUAUUCUACUUUUGUUUGGUUGUGUUUUUAUGUUUUUUUAUUUUCAGGUAGAUUAAUAAAUCUGGCAGCUGAUUUCUGCAAGAUUCUUGUGUUUUGAAUUUCUAAUUGAAUUGGCUAUUUAAACAUAGAAAUUAAUUUAUGAAAUUUAUCUUUUUUAAUCGGUAAAAGAAACUAAUAGAAUCAUCUCCAUUAGUGUAUGCUUGCCUCUUGUUGAUGACAUAUUAAUAUCCAACAGAUUAAUUACAACAAAGACUAGGAUAUGCCAAAUAACUAAUGAAAAAUGAUUUUUCCUGAGUUAUACCUAUUAAAAAUGCUUCAAAAUAAAAAUCCACAAAACCAACAGUGCAGAGCAUUUUUCUCAAAUCAUGGAGGAUCUUCAGAGAUCUAAUGUCUUGUAGAUAUUAUAACAAAAUUACCACAACAAUAAUAACAACACACAUUGAUCCUCUUACUGUUCUGGAGAUCAGAACUUUAAGAGGCUCAAAUCAGAUGUUUGUAGCACUGGUUCCUGUUGGAGGAUUCAAAGGGAUUCUUGCUUCUUCUACUUCCAGAGGGUGCCAGCUUUCCUUGGCUCCUCGCUGCACCACUUCACUCUCUGCCUCCCCAGUAAGAUCCGCCUCAGCUGUCGUUAGCGCUCUGCCAUUUCAUAGGAUACUUGUGAGUAUGUUUAUGAUUCACCCAGAUAACCCAAAAUAAUUUCCCCAUUUCCACAUCCUUAUUUUAAUCACACAUGCCAAGUUGCUUUUUAGACAAACUAAUCCCAGAUUCUGGGGUUUGGGGCAUGAAUAAAGUUUGUGGACUGGGGGGAAAAGCUGUUAUAGCCUCCCGUACAAUGAAGUCCCUGGGUAGCAAAAGAGCUAAUUUAUUUACUCAUGGACAAAAAGUUGUAUUCAGGAUUUAAAAUUAGAAUUUAUUAGGAAUGUUUUUAUUUACUAUUGAGAUAUUUUCCACUUAUUCUGUGUCAAUACUUCUGCAAGCUUGCUGCAUCCAUAUUCAUCUACUUCAUUUGGUCCUCUGGUAAUAACACUAAGUUUUGAAUUAUUUAAAUCCUGUCUUCCCUGAGAUGAACACUAUGUAAUGAGAGAAAAACAAGAUAUGAUAAUAACAGUAAUAACACAGUUAAACAUGUUGUCCAAUCUAGAUUAUAUCUUUUAAAAUUUUAGUGUUAAUAAGAUUUAUUACUGUAUGAUCUUAACAUGUGCAAACAAUUGCUUCUUAUUAGGUAAGAACAAUAUAUAGAUUAUUUCUCUUGUUAAUUAAAGGAACAAUUCCAAAAUGAAUUGACCUACUAUUGAAAGCAAUUUACUUACUGCCUGAUGUUACAACAUUUGGACAGCUCAUAGGCGAUUCUAAAAUGAACCUUUUCACUAUCAUACAAAUCUAUUCAGAAUUUAUGAUGUCAAGACAUUAAAGGAAAGAAGGCCAUUUGAAUGGCUAUUACUUGGAAGCUUAAAGGAGAAAAAAAAAACCUCAAAAUAAGAAAUGAGAAAAUAUUUUCCAGUUGCAGUUUGGUAUGAAUGGGGAAAAGAGUUGUUAAAAACAAAUAGGGUAAAAAACAAAAAAGAAAAAAAAUUGAAGAAUG